Podarcis muralis (Common wall lizard) is the source of this 5360-nucleotide messenger RNA. Lineage: Eukaryota; Metazoa; Chordata; Lepidosauria; Squamata; Lacertidae. The record is from RefSeq and is a predicted model, not a curated record.
AAAAAACUAAUAAUUUUUAAUAUAUAUUUAAAAAAGGAAUAUCCUCUGCAUUGAAGGGGGACAGGCCAGGCUCACCCGAGGAUGGGCACCUGCUUCUGGACAAAUCCCCCCCCCCGGAAGAACGAAGGAACACACCUUCCCCUACUCUCAUACAAUGGUAGAGUUGGAAGGGACCCUAAGGAUCAUCUAGUCCAACCCCCACAAGGCAGGAAUAUGCAGCUGUCUCAUAUGAGGACUGAACUCACAACCUUGACAUUAUCAGCACCACGUUCUCAACAACUGAGCUGUCCACAUUUCACACAUGUGACAUAUUACAGGGCCAUUUCUUUUAUUGCAAGAUGAAGGGACAUUAUUGAAGGCUCUUCUUCCCCAUCCGACAUCCACUGGAGUCUACGGGAGGGGAGCCCACCGCUUCCCUCUGGGCACUGGAUUCAAACCUCCUACAGGCACCCCCAGAAUCUGCCCCCAGAGAGUGGCUGGGGCCUGGAAUUCAGGGUGCUCUAGGCGCCCUGGCUGUGUCACUGUGUCUGGCUGGAAUCUUUCAGUGCUGCCCCAGAGGGGAGCCAGGAGGGGGUGGCUGAGAAGACUCCCCUCCUGGUGCCAUUCCCUGGGCAGGGGGGCAGCCUGCUCCCAGACCGGGAGAAUUCUCUUUGGCACAUGGGGCUCUCAAGGGCCAGGGGGGCCUUGCUAGGCUCCUCAGUCCCGAGAGUCUCAUAAGGAGAGCCGGCUGCAUCAGGCUGGUGGUCCAGCUAGUCCAGAAUCUUAGAACUGUAGAGUUGGAAGGGACACCUAGAGUCAUCUAGUCCAACCCUCUGCGAUACACAGCCGGGGCACCUGGAUCCCCCUUAACUCCCCCCCCCCAAGAGAAACCUGCCAGCAGGACCUGAGCACAAGAGCUCUCUCCCCUCCUGCAAUAUUCAGAAGCAUUGCUUUCUCCAAGCUUGGAGGGUGGAUCAUGGCCAUUGUGGCAGCCAGCCCUCAUCUCCUGCUCUUGCUGAGCCCCUGGAGAGACUGGCCCAGCAGGCAGCCAGGCCCCCCUGGUCGACUCCCUUCCCCAGAGGCAGAAUCCCAAGGGCGACCUGGAGGUGGAAGAGCGUUCCUCAACCUCCAGGCCUCUGCACCUGAACUGCCCAGGACUUCCAGGGAAGGCCAGUGAGGAGCAGUUGGAAAGCUGACCCAAAGAAAAGGGGGCACAAGGGCUCAGUGCCAAGGAGGCCCAGCCCAAAGCACAGGAGCGGAGUCACAGAGCUCCAAAAAGGGGUUCACUCCAGAUGAAAUCACCUGUAGACUUGCUGCCCUCAGCUGACACCCCCAGAAAAGACGUCUCUAACCCCAACUUGUCCUCUUCUCUUGGGCCGUGGACCAAAGAGCAGCAACAGAGCCCUGGAUCAGGCCAGAGGGCCACUGCCUUGUCCCGGCUCCUUCCUCCUUGCCACCUGGCUAGCCGGAGGCCCCCCAGGCAGGGGACUAGGAAGACCCCCGCCCCUGCAACACCUCCCGGGGCUCAAAGGCAGCCUAUGGCGGGAGCCGCGUCGGCACAGGGCUGCCGGCCAGAGGCCACUGCCUGGCUGGGCGAAGUGGUCCUCUCUCCGCCGUCUCCAGUCGGGGCCCGUCGAGGAGGCGUCGCAUCUGCCCCCGGCCAGCCUGCCGGUCUCCCGCAGGAGCAAACCUGUGCCGGGGUGGCGGCGGGAGAGGAGAGGAGCAGCCCGCCGGCCCGGGGACUGGCAAGGAGGCAGCCCGCUCCGCAGACCCCUCCGCCGCCGCCGGGUGCCCCUCGGAGCAGCUCCCCGGCUCCACCUCCGCGGCCCCGCAGCCAAUCCGGCGCGGCCGCCCGUCGGAGGAGCCUCUUCGCCAGCCGGACCCGCCUCCCGCCCCGUCUCGCCUUCGCUCGGGCGCCGCGCAAAGGAGGCAGCAGCGCACGGCCAGGACGCGCAGGAGGAGCAGCCGGCGAUGGAGCGCGCCCCCCGGCAGUCACCCCUCCGCCGCGCCGCGCUCUAGACCCCGACGCCCCGCUCCCGAGUCGCCGCCCGGCCCAGUCGGUAAGUCCGCCGCCGAGCUGGCCGCUCCCUCGACGGCUCGCUCGCUCGCUUCUCCGGCUCCGCGUUCGCGCUUGCAGCCGGAGUUUCUCCGGAGAAGUUGGCGGGGCCGGGAGCGGGGAGACUCCGCCAAGCGCGCCGCACUCAUAGGUUUGGCCACUUGCACGGGCCAGCCAGGAGUCGCCCGUCCGCGCUUCCUUCCUGCACGUCCCGCGCAAGAAGGCGGCCGCCAGUGGCGCAUCAGCUUCGCCUACCUCGCAGGGUUGUUGUGCAAAGCGAAGCCCUCCUCUAGCGGCGGGGCCUGACUCGCUGGCCCGAUGCCCAGCAGCGAGGGGCAGCUCGGAAGCCUGUUCCGUGGCGCCUCCCCACGGACAGAGCCUGCGCUGGGCAUGGACGAAGUCCCGGGUCGAGUCCCCAAGUCGGGCUGGGAGCCUUGCCGGAGACGCGGCAGACGGACUCCGGAGCUCGGUGGGAGCCAACUCCUAGGGCUCGAGGGGUCUUUGCACCCCCUUAAAUAUUUGAGGGCCCUGGGCUCCCCCAAAAUUAAUGGGCAUUGUCAUUCAAGUGGUGCGUGGUCGAUUAUGCGGGGGCCCCAAUAUUUUAUUCAAGUUGGUACCCAGGCAGCAGCUCCCCUUGGUAAGUUGGCAACCCAGGCAGGGCCCAGGCUCCCUCUCCUUGGACCAAUGCAAGGGGCUACCCCCCCCCUUUGCCUGCCUGGCCUGGCACUCCUGUACAGUGAUCUGGGUUCAGCUCUGGGACAGAGCAUGUGCAGAGUGUUUUUCCUCCCUUGCCACUACUAAGUUAUCUCAUUGUCAUUCCCAGGGAGUAUUCCUCUGAAAGCCGCGUCAAAAGAGCACCUCGUUUCUAUGGGCCUCCGUCAAGGCAGCUUCCAGCCGGAUGGGGGGCCUAGCGGUCCUCUAUUCUGCUGAGCUUAAUGGCACCCCAAAUCUCACUCCUGGGGGGGGCUGCACAUCCCCCCCCCGAUGGGCUCAGUACCACUUGCCUUUUCCCUUCCCGCUUCCCAAGCAAAGCAGGUCUGGGAGAGGAACUCUGAGCCAAGAUUCAGGAGGAGGGGGUUUUGGGGUGUCUUGGCCGACGCUGGAGAAGGAGGCUUGGGAGAGCCAGCAAGGGCUGGCAGCUCCCUCACUGCUGGCGUCAGGCAUGGACUCCGGGGGCCCCUAUGCUGGGCUGGGAUGAGAGAUGUGGGUUGCCUCGUGGAACAAACAUGUAGGGAAAGAGUCUGGCGGUCUUCCCUUCUCCUUGAGUUGGAACACCCUUUCCCGCACAAGGUUUGGGGGCUGGCUGGGCAUUUUUGCCCUGCCCCCCCCCCGCACGGGUUCCUUUCUCUUCUCUGCCUUUUCCAGCCCCUGUGUUUAUUUUCUUCCGUACUUUAUGAGUGGGAUUCUGGGAGGUUCUGUAAACAGAGUGUCAGAGGCAGGAAGGAGCUGUGUGAAUGAAUGACAAGCUUGGAAGUCAUCCAAACGCACCCUCACCCCGACCCGACCUGGGGUGGCUCUGUCACUUCCGGCCUGCUGCAGGACUGCCCCCCACGGGGGCCGAGGGAGAGGGGUGCAGGGCCCAGGGCCACUGUGCCAGGUGCCAGCUUCUCUCUCUCUGUGUGUGGUGCCAAUCAGGAGAGAUUGCAGGGAAAGGUCUCUUCUUCCAUUUCGCUGGCUCUCCUGGUGUUGCCGGGGGCCAGGCUGGGGCUGUAGCUUCAAGAGUGACCACUUGGGGUUCUGGUGCAGGGCAUCAGGCAGAGGUGCGGCAGGGGGCCUCCUGCUCAUUAUACAUGCAUGUGUCCCUUGGGUGCUUGUGGGAAGGGCAGGGCGGAACAGACUUUUUCCUGCUUUAUGGAGACAGAGAAUUCCUUAUCCCUCCUUGAGGGUGGCAGGGAAACGGUAGCCUGAGAAUUGGUUUGCCUGGGGGAACUAGACUGCAAAUGUUAACCUGGCCAAAGCAGCCGGUCUCUCUUUAGGAGCUGUCGUCUUGUGGGGCGAUGGGGGGCAGGAGUGGCUCUAGAGGUAGAAAUCUCAGGACUCAGAGCACACUAAGAUGCUCAGGAUUCCUUGGGUCAAUCUGCAGUUUAGAGAUACAGUAGUGAAUCUAAGGAAGAAAUGUAUUUUGUUUGUAAAAAAUGAUACCGCCUUAAUAGAAUAAUGAAAAAAAAACCUUAAGUGGUUUAGAUAAAAAAUGCAACAAAUAAUUAUGUUUUGGAAUUAUUCUUCAAAACAAAAUCCCUGCUGCUUUUCCCCUUCCACUGUCCACCUCCCCCCCCCCAAGUCGCCCCCUGGACCAGUCAAUAAAGGCCUUGGCAUACUUUUCUGUAAGUUGGCACAGAAUGCGCGACUGCUUCAAGGAACAAGCUGAUUUUUCAAAUGCUACAGGGCUCCAUGGAGCCACAGGUUCUGAACAUAUUUCCGAGGGAUCCAGGGUUUGAACUGGAUUGUGCUCUCUCCUACGAGGGAAACUGAGGCAGGGCUAGUGGCAGAGAAUGGGUUGUGUGCUCAACAGAUGUGCAGCUGCCGCCCUGCCGCUUAGGGGCCCUGUAUAUGUUGCUGUUGUAGCUGCUCAGGUUAGAUACUGCGGGGUGGGGGCCAGGGGUCUGCAGGCCACACAUGUGCCAUGGCUGGGGGCACAAUGCCCAGGGAGGAGGGGAAGUAGCAGGCAGGGUGGCACAGAGGGCACCCGAGGUUUGGCAAGCUAACAUCCAAUAAUUUAGCAAGCCCAGCCCAACUGCUACAACAACCUGCAGCAGUUGCAUUUGGGUGGUUUAAAAGCAGUAAAGAUGAUGGUUUGCGCCCCCACUAUGUACCUUGUUAAGACAGAGGUAAAGCUGGAGAGCAACAGAAUUGUAGAGUAGAAUGGGGCACCCAAAGUUCAUCUAGUCCAACCCUCUGCAAUGCAGCCAUCUCAACUAAAGCAUCCCUGACAGGUGGCCACCCAACCUAUUUUCAAAAAGCUCCACUGAAGGAUUGUCCACCACUUCCCAAGUCAUUCUCCUUGCUCUUUAUGAUUACAAAAUAAGAGCCCUGAUGAAUCACACUGACAGCCCACUUAGACCAGCACCCUGUUUCCAAGAGGGGACAGGCAGGUGCCUCUACCAAACUCACAGCCAGGCUUGAAGGCAACAGUCCUUGCUUCUUCUGCUGCCCGAGUGGCUGGUGUUCAGAGGAAUGCCACCUCCAAGACUGGCAGGUCCUCUGCACUAAUUCACCUCGAUCUCGAGGAUGCAGAGCCGUCACCUUGCCAAAUAAACCUUAUGUUUUUGUUGUUUUUGUUUAGUCGUUUAGUCGUGUCUGCCUCUUUGUGACCCCCUGGACCAGA